CACGCAGGCCCGUUUAUCAACAUCACGAGCAAGAAACCUGAGCUGGAAUGCAACCACUCCGAGCUAGUGUCCGAGCCAGCCGCUGAAGCGGAACGUGUCAGCAAUAGCGGAGGUAGCAGCUAUUAUUGUGAACGGAUCGUGAAACCGAGUUUCGAGUUUUUUUUUUCUAGAAGGAAGUCACAAAUACGAGUCGUCUUAUCGUUGGCUCUGCCAGAGUCUCAUUGCGACUCUUCGUGCGACUCGCAGUGCGAUUCCCACUUGUACCCGCUGGUAACCAGCGUGCGAACAUGACUCGCGACGCCGCUUUGCGGCGGUGCGAGGGCCUUCGAAAAGUCGCAACGGCCGAAGGGUGGAUGCGACCUGGCGGUGGCACUGCUGGGUCUGUAUUGAGAGAGUCGCAAUGCUCGUCGCACGCCUCGCGAGAUUCUCAUGCCCCACCCCGUCCCCCUCCCCACCUCUCCCCUUCACCAUCCCCCUUCCCCGCCACCCCACCCCCGUCAAGCUUCCCCGUUGUGUCUUCCCCUCAUCGCCUCGACUCAAGGUCUGCUGAAGCUCUGCUAGACGCUGACGCCUUCAGCGCCUUCCCGAGCUACCCGGCGUCGAAUCCGCCAGUCGCCCCACUCUCGUCCCCCUUCUCCCACUCCCCACUUCCCCCCGCCCCUCCCCCCUUCCUACCCCCUCCUCUCCCCCCCUCCUCCUCGUGCUUCCACCCCUCCAGUGAGCCUAGCACUGGCUCUCUCCCACCACCCUUGCCCAAGUGGGUCGUUGAAACGCCGUCCGUUUGUGAGAUUUCUCAAAAGCCGCCUGCAUUAUCUUCAACGUAGUUAAUUUGAGAGGCCGAUGCCUUCGCCCCCUCCCUCCCUCCCGCAAGCUAUUCCCCUUCGCCUCAAAGUCAGCCUUGACGCUGGCAUGGAUUCUUUAACCUCCCCCCUCCCCCCCAAACCCAGCAGUAGCCCUCCCCCACCACCUGCACAUUUGAAUCCGCCCAUCUCUCUCGACACUACUCGCCUUAGACUCCUCCCACCACCCCCUUCUCGCCUCGUCCUCUCCUGCUUCACCCAUGCUGCCGCUGCAAGCCUACGGGCUGCGCUGCAUCUCCAUGGGCCUCCUCAUGCUUGCACACGCCUUCCGUCCAAGCGCCCCCGUCCCUCUCCCAUCCCUCCAUUUCAGUGAACCUAGCAAUAGCCCUUUUCCACCACCUACGUUCCAAAGUCGGCCUUCUAGACGCCCAUGUCUCAGCCCCUCCCUGCCUGGACUCCUCGGCCUCGAGUCUGCCGGUUGCCCCCUCCUCGCCUCCGCCUCCUCCAACGCGCCCAUGCUGCCGCUGCAGGCCUACGGGGUGUACAGCGUGUCCAUGGGCUUCCUCAUGCCUGCUGACAUAGCGGCGGUGUGUCACGGGCCCAUGGUGAUGGCGGCAGUGGAGAAGCUUCUAUGGGGGAUGCAGUGGGGGCGGCUGGACGUGCUGGUGGUGGUCAUGCCGCCCGGGACGGGGGACGUGCAGCUGAGCUUGUGUCAACCGGCCAGGCUGUCAGGUCUCCCCCUCUGGCGUGGUGUCAUGCGCGUGCCACGGAUGCCAGCGGUGGAAGGAUUUCACAGCUGGCAGGCUGAGCGGGACUGCCACGUGUCAGGCGGCCAUUGGAGUAGGCAAGCGGAGGGAGGAGAAUGAGCAACAGGAUGAACAGCAGGUGAAGCAGGAGGAGGAGAAGCAGGAUGUGUUAGAGCGGGGAUGAAGCGGUUCGCCACAUGAUGCGAGCCAGAUUGGAGCAUCAGCUGAUCUUGAGAGCGCAGGAUGGCACAGUGCUGCCGCCCAGGGUACACAGAAGAGAUGGCGAUCGCCUGAGCUUCCCUCUCCUCUUUCUUCUGCUCCUCCCUUUCCUGGUACUGGCAGUCCGUUCCCAUGUUCCCAUGUUCCCAUGUUCCCAUGUUCCCAUGUUCCCCUGUUCCCAUGUUCCCGUGUUCCCGUGUUAUCGUGUUCCCGUGUUCCCGUGUUCCCAUGUUCCCAUGUUCCCAUUGAGAGUGAAAUAAAACGUUUGAUGUUGUAGUAGACUAAGUAUAAAACUAUAAACACGAACACUUGGCAAAUCUUCAAGUAUUGGUCCAGAAUCUUUGCUGGAAUGGUAGACUAGUAAGACAGCGGAAGUCUUGUAGAAUGUAAAGGUCAAGGUUGAAUAACCUGAGUAUGUGAACUUGUGGGAGUUGAGCCGUGGAAAGAAGAUUGAAGCCAAGACCGGCGACGAUAAGGACAUUAGUAACAUGAAGUGAGU
Closterium sp. NIES-67 is the source of this 2264-nucleotide messenger RNA. NCBI's taxonomy places the organism in Eukaryota, Viridiplantae, Streptophyta, Zygnematophyceae, Desmidiales, Closteriaceae. The record is from the annotation of a GenBank genome assembly.